Molecule: messenger RNA, 1796 nt
Organism: Protopterus annectens (West African lungfish)
Lineage: Eukaryota; Metazoa; Chordata; Ceratodontiformes; Protopteridae
Gene: SLC39A3
Product: solute carrier family 39 member 3
Exons: 2
Coding region: 456-1403 (315 amino acids)
Biological process (GO): zinc ion transmembrane transport
Cellular component (GO): plasma membrane
Molecular function (GO): zinc ion transmembrane transporter activity
Source: RefSeq, a predicted model, not a curated record
UGCCUCUGUGAUUUGAGCUUCUUUCCAUGUAUAGUUUCAAGAACUGUCACUUGUAUGGUUUUGGAGUGGAGGAUAAUUGGUGCCUCUUACUGGUGGUGAAUAAGCUAUGAUGGAAAACCUGUGGUCAGGGAGAGCACGCAAAGUCAUGGAUAAUUAAAAAAAACAAUGGGUUAAGAUGAAUCAUGUAGGAUGGGUAUUGAUGCAUUUCAUGUAGAUGUUAAGAGUAAAUAUGUACCUCUCUUAGCUUGAUGUUCCAUUGGAUAAGGAUAAUGCAUUGUAAGAGUACAGAAUUUGUGCUGUUGUUAAUGUGUGUUUUUAAUCAAAUCUAUUCACAGUACCCAAGGAGCAAAAUGUUUUGUCGGAAAUUAAAGUCCAUUUGUGGAAAAUCCAUUCCUUACCUUGAAUAAGAAACGGUCUUCAAAGUUUUUUUUAGCUGCCUUCUGUGGUGAAUAAAAAUGAAGAUUCUUAUAGCUAAAAUAUUGUGCCUAGUGAGUGUAUUUGUUCUGAUGAUGCUCGGAUCCCUCCUGCCUGUACGUCUAAUCCAUAUGGACCAUGCGAAAGCGUACCACUCUAAGAAGUACCUUGCCCUUUGUAAUAUGUUUGGAGGUGGAGUUUUCCUUGCUACCUGCUUCAAUGCAUUACUUCCUGCCGUACGUACAAAGAUUGAAGAUGUUCUCAAGACUGGAAACAUUGUCACUGACUAUCCCUUGGCAGAAACCAUUACACUGGUUGGCUUCUUCAUGACCGUCUUUAUUGAGCAGGCCAUCCUAGUCUUUCGAAAGGAGAAGCCUUCGUUCAUUGAUCUAGAGACAUUCAAUGCUGGGUCAGAUGCAGGCAGUGACUCUGAAUUUGAAAGUCCCUUUAUUUCUUCCCCCAGAAGCCGCACAUACUGUGAUGAACAGAACCGCCAUUCACAUAGCCAUGGGUUAAAUGUACUGGAGCUUUCACAGUCAAGUCCAUUGCGACUGAUUAGCCUUGUCUUUGCUUUGUCAGCACAUUCUAUCUUUGAAGGAUUGGCUUUGGGACUUCAGGAGGAAGGAAGCAAAGUCAUCAACCUAUUCAUAGGUGUAGCUGUUCAUGAGUUGCUGGUCGCCAUUGCUCUUGGUUUCACUAUGGCGAAAGCCUCUCUGUCUGUGAAAGAUGCAGCAAAACUGGCAGUAACAGUCAGCUUGAUGAUUCCACUUGGGAUAGUUGUUGGCAUUGGCAUACAGAGUGUUGAAAACUCUGCUAGCAGCAUUGCUUCUGUCAUACUCCAAGGCCUUGCUACUGGAACAUUCCUUUUUAUCACUUUUUUUGAAAUUCUGGCAAAGGAACUGGAAGAUAAACAUGAUCGUUUACUCAAAGUUCUCUUUUUAAUCUUGGGCUAUACCGUACUUGCAGGGCUUGUCUUCCUUAAAACAUAGGACUUGCAGAUGUGACUAAGUCUACCUUUGUUUGCAUACUCUAGAAACAGGGAUAACUGGGACCAGGAAUUAUUAUUUGGCAUUUUACAGAAAAAGGUGUUUUUAAGUCAGAUUUACCCUCUUCCAGGAACAUGGUAUUCCAGAAUGUCAUUAUGCUUUAAAUAAGUUAUUUAUUUAUAAAACCGAGUUAUGCUUUUCAUGGUUUGCUUCAAUGAAUUCCAAGUUGCACUGAGCAGCCUUUGAGGGCAUAAAAUUCUUUGCUUCUUGGAUCUCAUUUAAAUGCAUGUGGUCAGGUCUUCUUGACUUGUUUGUGAUAUGUCUUUAUCUGUGAUAGUUUUGCAGGAUGUUUGUUUUGUAUUUUCUUUUUUAGUAAAUGCAUAGACACUUUUUGUA